GCAUCGCGUUGACACUGCCUUGAUGGAGAAACUGCUACAGGAGGCUGAGAGUGGAUAACUGUAAAUGUUCAACAAUCAAUAAACACAACCAAUGAACUAACUCCAGUGUCGUUGUCUUCAAUCAGAGCUACUCACUGUGAUGUCACAGAGAGGCUCCGCCUCCUGUCACAGGGAAACCAGGUCAGAGAUUCCACAAGACAUUUCACUGUCAACAUGGCUGCCGAGCAAGGACCUCAAGGACUCUCUGGUGGACAUGUACUCAGCUAAUCCUAAAGUGAAUGAGGAGCUGCGACAACGUCUGCCUUCACCUGUCAGAACAGGGAUCCGCCUGAGUGUGGAUCUCAAGGAAGAGCCUCCCAGAUCACGCUCUGUCUCACCUGCCAGGAGGUCUGGUGGAACAUCAGUAGUAAUGCAGUGUAGUGUCCCCACCAGCAGGGGGCCAUCCCCUUCUCUCUCCCCUUCUCUCUGCCCCUCUCCAAGGAGAGACAUUGAUGAAGUAAAUGCCCCAGUGAAACGAGGGCCUCUACUGGGUGCUGAUCACAGCUCUCCCCAAGACGUCCAUACAGGACAUCACACCUUGGAUUGGGGCAAAAACAUCUCAUUUCUUCUGAAGCAGUUAGAUGCCUUGAGGGACGCCAACCACAGGCUGCAGGAGCAGUUGCUGCAAAAGGAGGAAGAGCUACAGAGGAGGAAAGUGGAGGAGGACCUAGGCCAAAAAACAAGUGAAGGACAUACAGAAUUGUGGGAUGAGGUCCUAGUCGCACAGAAAGACAGAGACCAGGCUCUGAUGUCACGACUCCAACUGGCCAAUGAGGAAAGGGACAUGGCUCUACUUCGUAUACGUCGAUUUCAGCAGGCAGAAGAAUCAGAGCACAUGAAGGUCAACUCACACACCGCUGACAUGGAAGUGGAGCAGCUGCUUCAGUGUGUGUGUGAUGCAGACUCAGUCCAACAGGUAGAGCAAUACGGUUCGGCUUUGGUUCAACGUCUGCUCGCAGCACGUCAACGGCGAAAAGAAAUCACCGCCGAGGAAAUGAAGGCUGUGAUGAUGGAGAGAGACGUCUGUGUGGCCAAAUUUAAACGUCUGGAACACGAGCUGAUUCAGGAGAGAGAGGAGAGAACGAGCAAGGAGGAGCUGCUGAGACAUCAUAGAGACAAAGACAUGAAUGACAGGUGGCAGCUGGAGGCGGAGCUAGAGUCACUUAGAGCCAAUAACAGCUCUCAGGAUGUCACCGUGGCUCCGCCCUCGUCUCUGGACAACAGUAGUUCACUGGAGGCCGCGCCCCUAUUGGUGCAACUACAGCAGCUCUCGAAGGAUAAGGAGCUUGUGGAGGUGGAGCUCAAGCGCUGUCAGGAGGCAGAACAAGAAGCCACGGAAAGAGUCCGCAGGUUGGAGCGUCUGGUGGACGUUCUGAGGAAGAAAGUGGGGACAGGAAGUGUCCGAGCCAUGAUCUGAUCCAAACUUUUGAAUCAUUAAUUAAGAAUAAGUAGAAUUUAAUUGCUUUUAUUUGUAUCUGGUGUUUUAAUUGUUGUGGAAUGUUUGACCAAUCAGUGAGCUGCUGGGGUGUGAUCUCACAUGUGAUCACAAAUGGUUUUUUAAUCAGUUUGUCAAAUGAUAAUCAGUGAAAUAAAAUAAUCCAAACAAUCA
This is a messenger RNA of Cynoglossus semilaevis (tongue sole), 1648 nucleotides long. RefSeq names its product mirror-image polydactyly 1 (gene mipol1). NCBI's taxonomy places the organism in Eukaryota, Metazoa, Chordata, Actinopteri, Pleuronectiformes, Cynoglossidae. The coding region runs from base 140 to 1456 and encodes 438 amino acids. The record is from RefSeq and is a predicted model, not a curated record. The transcript is spliced from 15 exons.